Messenger RNA from Porites evermanni, 9317 nucleotides. NCBI's taxonomy places the organism in Eukaryota, Metazoa, Cnidaria, Anthozoa, Scleractinia, Poritidae. The record is from the annotation of a GenBank genome assembly.
AUGAAGAUGAAGAUUAUUCCACUGUCGCUAUUGGUGUCAUUUUUAGCCUGGAUAAUUGAAGGUGAGGAUGAAAUUAUUAAAUCAUGAUGAUGUAAUUUUUGUCACUGAAAAUUAAAAUUCGUUAAUACCUCGGUGGCAAAUGAUUCGACAUAACUAAAAGGACAUUGGUAUACAACGAGCUCAAACCUAUAAUCAUCCUCAAAAGAUCUGUGUAGUACUACAACAUAUACAUAACAAACAUUUAAUCAUCUGUAUAGUCGUAUGAGUUAAUUUUUUUUCCUGUUGUAGAUAAGGAGACAAUUUUCAGUAGAAUGAAAGUUCCGUGCAAUCACAAAAUUUUGCUUUCUUUAAUUUUUCACUGUGUGUUCUGUGGGAACAAUGUCGUUUGAGUGGAUAAUAUACCAAGCCCUGAAAGACCGCGACAUAUAAGCAGAUUACAUCGUUUUCAAGUUUUAUUCCAUUCAAGGAUCACGCCGGUGAGCCAAAUCUCCUCUCGAAACUGAUAUUAUAUUACCCACCACGGGAAAUGUUAUUUCAGUAAUUAUCUAGCCAAGUAUUUUUUUUUCACCCAGACGAGGCCAUCCAUGAGGGUCCGGAAGUGCGAAAUACCGUAUUUGUUCUGAUCAACAAAUUGUGUGGGUAGCCUGUGCUUACAGUUAGAGCGUCAGUGUUUCAUUUCUCGUAGCCAAUAUUGUAAUCAGAAGGGGAGAGGGGACAGCAGGUCCAGUUCCCUUUUUUUCUCCCCUUACCCCUAAGUUACGAAGGAUUCUAUACAGUUGGAAAUAGUUCGCGAGGCUUGCGAAUGAACGCGGUGCAGAAAGUGUGUCUCGUCUUGAGCUUUCACUAAUUAAAACGACGCGUGCUCAUUUUCAAAACGAAAAGCGACUGUUAGACAGGAUACGACUGGGGGCAGGCCGAAGGGUAAGCAAAUGGAGAAAGGGUCUAGUUUGUAAUCCAUUGUGCGAUAUAGCCUUGUAAACCGGCGAAAACUUGUGUCGAGAUGUUCAUUCUAUUUCACACUAUUCAAGUAAAAGUUCACAGAUUUAACUUACAGACUUCCUUGAAUAAUAUGAAUAGUCAAUUAAUUAAGAUAAAACAAAUUAAUUCGUAUAUUGAAUAAUUGUGUGGUGGCCAAAGUAGAAUUUGCUUUCGAGUUAGCCACCACCUACUUAAGAAUAAACAAAAACACACUGAUCUAAGGGCCUAAGAUUUGUUGUGUGUAAAAAAAUUGCUGCUCUUUGUGUGAAAGGAUGAAAGGGUCUUUCACUGACUAACACAUAAAAAUUAUUAUUUAUAUAGGAGGCAUAAAAUUAGGCCCGAUUCAGAAGCCGAACUUUUCAUGAGCCGAACCUAAUACAUUGAAUUAAGUACAUGAAAAGUUAGGCGUCUGAAUCAAUUAGGAACGCCUGUUUCAAUUUGGAACGGCUCAGUCGGUCUUUUCUCCUAGCCUGGCCGAGAAUUUCGCCUUUGGAGCGACUUUGGAACGGCUUUGGUUCAGACGUCGAACUUUUCAUGUACCAAACCUAAUGCAUAAAUUAUUACAACGUAUUCGGUAAGCAAUUUGACCGAAAUUAACAUUUUUCGACUUUUGAACUUAGUUCAGCUGCAAUUAAGAUAGGCGUCUGAAUCAAUUCAGCCGGUUCGUGCAUGCAAAGGAAACUCCAACAGCUGUAUGGACUGCUGGUCCCGUGUGCUGGUCACUAUUUCCGGAACAAAUGGAAAUAAGCUUGAAAAACUCUACCCUGUCUACAACCACCCCAUCUUCUAAACAAAAUCAAUUUGUUUGAGGGGAGGGGGAGGCUAUUUACACCGGACCGGAUGGCAGCUUUUGCACCGACACGAAAACCAAACAGGAUAGGGUCUCUGUUCACACAUGAGAACGGUGAUUUCGGCUGAUUUCUGCAACGAAGCGAAGCUGCCACGCCGCUCUGAUCUCUAAAGUGGAGAGUCACAUAUCAUAUCGGAUAGGUGUUUAUAUACACUACACCGGAUACGACGGAAAAGCUAGCCGGCAUUAUAAAUAUGAACAUAGCCUUAAUCUUUGCCAGAUUUCUUUGGCACGGGGGGGAGGGGGGUACUCCCUUAUAAGGGCUUAAUGGGGACGUGCGGCCAGCCAGGGUAUGUUUUUCGGGAUUUUUGUCUUAAACAGGGUAUCGAUUUUAUCAUUUUUUGUCUUAAACAGCGUAUCUUUUUAAAUAGUUUCGUGAUUGCCAAUGGAGUAAAUAAGAAAGAGUUUCGAUAUUUAUUAUUGUUUUACACAGGGUAUGGUUUCGGGUUAAAUGUCUUAAACAGGGUCCCGUGUCCCGGGUCACAGGGCCCCGGGGGGCAUGUGGCCCCUUUUAGCUUUCUUAACUUUGUUUUUGCUGUUACUGUUUUUGUUUUUCUUCUACUAGACUGUUUUUUCCCACUUCUCCGAUUAACAAAAUACCCAAGGUUACAUGUUCGCGACGUAGUUCAGUUUUUCUCUUUGCCCAUUUUCCUUGCAGCUCAGAAAGUUCUAAAAAUAAACAAGAACCUCAUCGAAAAGAAACGAGGAGAAUGCGUCGAUUUUCGGGCUGAACAUUACUUCGCGCUCAACUCAUCGUCUACAUUCGUUUGGAAAAAACAGCAUACCUCGAGAAUGGUUGAAAAUGAUCGCAUUAGUAUCUCAGGAAAUCGGAGAACGCUUCGAAUAACACAUCUAACAGAGGCGGAUACGGCGUUAUACUCAUCCGAGGUCGUGACAACAGGGGGCCUGGAAGUGACCCAAUACUGGCUGGUUGUUCGAGGUGGGUGGUGGUCUGCUCUUUACAUUUUGUUUCAUCACGCAACCCUUCUUCCCUUCAAAGAGAAACUGGGGGUGGCCACUUCUUUAGGGUGGACCAUUAUUUUUUGACGGGGGAGGGGAGGUUGGAAAAUUUUGAAAUAAAUUGUUUGCAGAGGCUGUAAACACUGAAAUAAAUUUUAUGCAAGUAAAAACAAAGUGUUCGCAGGAAGACGGAGAGUCAGUAUGACCCGCUUAUAAAAAAGUGUGUAUAUGUGAAAAUUUUCCACCCCCUCAAAAAAAUAAUGGUCCGUCCCUUAUUUGGCCGAGUAAGUGGCGCAGAACAGGGUAUGGUUUUCAGGGUACUGAGUUUUAAACAGGGUACAUGUAUAUAAUUUUAGUAUUCAGCGUCUUGAAAAGGGCCGUGUUCUGGAGCGGAAGCCUUUAAGAGUGUGUGAAGGCUGCAGAUGAACGGUCUACAUCUGUGGCACCGCUUCUGCAGCACACCUCUACCCAAACUUCUCUUGAGUGCCCCCGCCCCCCCCCCCCCCCCCCCCCCCCCCCCCCCCCCCGCACCAAACCCAAAACCUAUCCCUUUUUUUGUGAGACCACAGCACCCCCACAACAAAACAAUAAUUUUUUUUAUUUAAAAUAACAACCAUAAAAACAGACGGGCAGGAAAGGAGAGAGAAUCUGGUGGUGGGCGACGACAUUUGUUCAGUGUCUUGGAAGGGGUCUUGUUGUGAAGCGGAGGGCUGUGAGAGGGUGGGGAGGGGGCGGUUUUACGGCCUCCUUUGGGGCGCCCCUUUUGGCGCCUCCCCCCACCCCAACCUUUUGGUGGUGGCCCCCCCCCCCCCCCCCCCCCCCCUUCCCCUCGCCGCGUAGUAGAACAUCUAAAACGAUUUCUCAUUUUGUGGAAGAACCGGACCUUCUCACAGGAAAUCUAUAGUUAUUUCUAUAGAUAUAUCUAUAGAACACCUAUGGUAGACUCCCACGCAGACGUUUCGUCACGUGUUCCUUCCCCGCGAACGUCUUCUUUGGAAUUCUAGAAUCUGUGAUUGGUCGAGUUUUUUUGAACCGCUGUUUCAGCAGACCUCGUGGGGGAUGGAGGAUUGUGUAACGAGCGAAAAGAACGUCUGCGUGUGAGGCAAUACCAGUAGGGGUGUUCUUUUUCCCCCGUUUAGAAAUCAUAGAAAUUAUCGCAAUAUCAAUUUUUAGUAAAAUCCAACUAGUGGUCUAUUAUCAAUGCUACGUUCUGAUUGGUUAAGCUACUACUAGGCUAUAUAUAUAUAUAUGUUAUAGCCCACUAGUAGCGCAAAGCGCCGGCUUUGAAAACCAAAACAAUGGCGGCUGAAUCGCGUUUUGUCUCGAUAUUCGUUUUAGUUGUUUUGUCUCGAUAUUUUUGACCAACUAGUUGGAUUUUACUAAGACAAUUAUUCCUCUUGCCCUCAUGGCCUCUGAGUCAAUAGCCCAUGAAGCCGAAGGCUGAGUCAGAGCCCAUUCGGGCUCGAGAAAUAACUGUUAAAUAGUUUGCUAUAUAAAUGACAGUCUCCUCGAUGAUAUUCUCCUUCUCCCAGGUUUUGCUAUCAAAAGCAGCUUAAGUUUCACCUUUAAUUCUCUGUAAUAGUGCUUUUCUUCGCUCUCUAGGCUGUGAAGUUAACGAGAAAGAGACUGAUUUAAAAGGUUGUGAAAAAGCCUGCCAAGGUUAGUAAGAGAGCAUCAGUUUCCCCAACCUUUCCUUUUACUUUGUAAACUCUGUGAGCGUAUAGUGCAGUAUUGGCGGUAUGAAUUGCGAGCACAUAGUCAACACUCCUACACUACAAUCACGGCAGAUGCAAGGUAACAUUGCGUUUACAGAUCAACCAGAUUCAAAGAUAGGCUUCUCCUGUUUUAGGCUGUCAGAGAGCACGCACGGCCCAGCCUAAAAAACAGGCGCUACUUAGCCGAGCGCGAAGAGCGAGAGACAAGCGUGGGGGCGCCGACAGGCGAGGGUUCUCUUACCCUCGUCUUGCGCUCCGCGCUCAGUUGAAUAACGCCUGUAAUUCAGGCUAGGAUGGGGCGAAGUGAAGAAGGGAGAAGAAAAAAGAAGGAAUUGCCGCGCCCCACUAUCUGAACACUAGGAUUCGGGUUGUCUCCUUAGGCAAUAAACUUUGCUCCACAUAGUCUUCCUACCUCUUUUCAUCCAGCUUUUUAGCUGGAUAAAUGCGGGACACUGCUUCAUGGUGCUCGACUAAUGGGCCUCUACCUAGAGAAUUUAUCUAUUCGACAUACCUUUGUAGCAUUAAGAUUAGCACCUGACUGAUCGUAUUUCUUUCAUAUUUUUCAAAGCGGUGUGUGUGAAAGACUGGCAUCAUUUCAAUGGGAAAUGCUUUCGCUACUUCUCCAGUCCAAAGACCUGGCUGAACUCUUAUUACUACUGUCAGGCAGCUUUUAGAGCUAAACUCGCGACAAUUGAAAGUAAAGAGGAGAAUCGGUAAGAAAGCAGCCUAUGGCCUUCAAAUCUGCCCCCAGGGUCUCUAGUCUACCUGUCCCUUGGACUAAAGAUGAACGGUCCUGCGACGGAAAUGACGUCGUGCGACGGCCUUGUGUGUAAACAAACGUAUGCCCGAACGAUUUUUUUUCAGAGGUUUUUUUUCCGAAACUUUGCUUAAAGGAAUUCCCCUGAAGGCAGUACAGUUUUUUUGCUCGUUUGACGUAAUUAAGCAUAACGACCAUUUGAGAUCAACAGAGUGGGGACUAGGGCAAAAAGGCAAAUGGGGCUUAAGCACUAAAGGUAUACCUCAGUUAACGCCAGUAAGCAAGUAUGUAAGUCAGUCAGUCAGUCAGUCAGUCAGCCAGUCAGUAAGUAAAUAAGUACGUAACAAAGUCAGUCAGUCAGUCAGUCAGUAAGUAAGUAAGUGAGUCAUUCAGUCAGUCAGUCAGUCAGUCAGUAAAUAAGUAAGUAAGUAAGUAAGAAAGAACUUUAUUAUAGUGUCGAGGUCGCUAGCAUACAAUGUGCUCUAAUUGGGGACACCUAACUACAAUUACUUAUCCAAUGGUCAAUGAAAUAACCUAAUAAUCAAUAAAAUGUGAAAUAUAUGUCCACAUGUAAAAUCAGUUAUUAGUUGUUACAUAAAAAACAUUCUUUACAAGUGCUGUCCAGCAGGUUUGUUAAUUUAACCAGUUUAAUACAAGCGUUUUGAAAAUGCUCAUUGAUUCAGUUGAUCGAAUAGAUCUAUCGAGUUUGGACCAAAUGACAAGGCGUAGGUAGUUCGAACGGCUCCAGUGAAGGUAUCCUAAUUUGUUUUGUUAUUUAUUUUUCAAUUUGAAGCUUUGUUGGCAGUCUUCUAAAAUCAGGCCAUGGAGCCUGGAUAGGUUUAAACGACAGAAGCAAUGAACACAAAUUUCUUUGGAACUACAACAGAUAUGAGAAACCGAGUCUUUUCUUCUGGGACAAGAGCGAUCCAAAGAACCCUGAGCCAAAUAACUUUAACGGUCAUUGUAAUGUUGAAACCUGCGUGGAGAUGAAAUACUCAAACAAGAAAUGGAACGACGUGGUUUGCAAAGCUCAUAUAGCUUAUGUAUGCCAGAAGAAUUCUAAAACAGGUGCGAUAUAUGAAUUAACGAAGAAGGAGAAUUCAAACACCAGAAAGCUCAGAAAAAUUUCGCGAGCUCUAAGUAAGAAUCGAACUCACGACCCUCCGAGUUCUAGUUCGGACGCUCUAACCACUGAGCUACUGGAACUCUAAUGGCGAGCAGAAUCGGAAGAGAUAAAGCCAAACUAUUUGAUCGAUAUGGCCUUCUCGACACACCUGUAAAAAAAAGAGACAGCCAAACAAACGUCAUUGAGAAAGGGUGACACUUAAAUUCAUCUGGUUGCUUUAUUUUCAAAAAAUCUAAACGUGUUUUUGCAUCAGUUGAAUUCCAAAAAAUAAUAGUCCAGUAUUGUUAUUUAGGGCUAUCUUAAGGCAUUGAGACAACCUCGUUCCCAGGUUCUCUCUCCUCUCUCUCUCUCUCUCUCGCUUCGUAGGGACGGGUAGGAGAGAAUCCUGAGAACGAAGUUGGCAUUGAAACUGUUUCCUAUUGUCUGUUGCUAUGGAUGGCAACGAUGGACAUCGCCUAGUUUCAAAUCGAGAGGGGCUGGGUACGAGUCGAUUUAUUAAUUUAUUAACUUUAUUAUUAUUAUUAUUAUUAUUAUUUAUUAUUAUUAUUAACACAUAUCACACACUGGAAGAAAAAAUACACAAGAACAUCCAAAGCCGGGGGCUUAAAUGGCUCAGCAAAAAAAAGACGUGAACAAUUUACAGGAAUAGAAGAAGGCUUUAACUAAAAUAAUUACAAUACAAUUAUUAGAUAAACAAUACGAGACCCAUAUAGUCAGAAAGAGCACACUGAAAUUAGCAGGAUUCUGAAGUUUUGUGUUUAUCGGGCCUAUAUUGAACGAGAUACGAUACAUCCAUUCAAAAACCCCAAAAUUUACUAUUAUGGAAAUAUAUAGACGUCCGGACGACCAUACAUCUCUUAUAAAUUUUCAAGUUUAUGUAAAUAGCUGUAUCUUGUUCAAUAUUGGCCCGAUCGACACCAAACUUCAGAUUUUUAUAACCUCAAUGUGCUCUUUCUGACUAUGCUGGUGUUGUGUCGUUUAUCCCAUAAAAAAAACCGCAUUAAAAAAAACCGACUCGUACCCAACCUCUCACGAUUUGAGACUAUGCAAUGGAUUGAAACUUGAAAAAGUUGGGCUAAGUUUUAAUGCUAUGCCUGCUAAAACCACCCAAAAGUUAUUAUCCAAGAAAGAGGUCUGUGUAACCCGAACUAUCGCGAUUACCGCCUCUAACUUUAGUUCUAUCUCGUUCCCAGAUCUCUCCGGAUGGAGGUGCCAGAAUGGAAAGUGCUACUUGUAUGUCCGCGAUACAGUCACAUGGGACUGGGCACAACAACGCUGCCGAAGCAGGAAUGCUACUUUAGUAACGAUAUCGAGUUCGUCAGAAAACAGUUUUGUUGCAAGUUUGAUAGAAACCAACAUCUGGAUUGGACUCAACGAUAGAGUAGAGGCUGGUACGUGGGAUUAUUUGGGCUUCAUAAACCAACCUGUUAUAUUUUUAAGAUAUAUAUUUGGUGGCAUGUUAUUUGAGACACAUGUAUCCGGAUGUUUUUUCAAGAUGGCAACCUCGUUCCCAUGUUGUCUCCCUUACCCGUCGAAGAAGAAGUAGGAGACGACCCUGGGAACGAGGUUGUUCACGAUGGCUGCUGCCUUACGACGCAUACUCUGUUGUCAAUAUUCCCAGAGGUGUCCUGGGUACUAGAUUGAAUCCGGAUACGUGUCGGAUACGUGUGGACGUGGAAAUGUUUAUAAUCCGAAAAGAAAAGUUGCGGAUUUAAACAGUUUCCGGAUACGAGUGGACGGGGCCUAUAAAUCUUAGCCUCCUACGCAGACGUUCUUAGGCCUUUGUCACGCGUUCCCUCUCCACGCGAAUGUUCGUGGGGGAGGAACUCUUGACGAAGGCUUAGGAACGUCUGCGUGGGAGGUUAGAACAAUCUACGAUUGUUUGCUAAACGUUCGGUGGUUUUAAAGCUAUUAGAAAACCUGUGGAAUAACUUGUUCAUUUGUACUGAGACGUCAUAAUUAUCAUCAUUUUCCCCAUCAUCAUUAUCAUCAUCAUCAUCCUUAACAUCAUCUUACUCCUUUAUAUUUGCAGUAUAUAAUGUUUCUAUCCAUACUAUUAUAGGUUUGAGAACCAAAUACAGUUUUAAUUGUGUUUUCACAGGAUUAUACGUCUGGAAUGAUAUUGGCCAAGGUCAGUUCAGCAAAAGACCCUCUUACCUUAACUGGGAUAUCGGAGAGCCAAACGAUCGACAUUACGACCCUUUUCAAACUCCUCAGAGAUGUAAAGGAGAAGAUUGUGUUCAGAUCAAGAGUUGGAAAGACGUUGUUAGUUGGUUUGACUUGAACUGCAACAUUGAGUUGCCCUUCAUUUGCGAAAAGAGUCGAGGUAACCGAACGUUAUUUAUGUUAAGUUGUAAAAUGCUUAACGAAGUGCGCGAAAUCAUGGUUAGAACCAGCUCGUUACAUUAGAACUACUACGUUAGUUACGGUUUCUGUGCCACACUUAGGUGUAGUGUGAACAGGUUUUAGGACCGCAGCGGAAGUGAAUGAGUAAGAGCCAGGACGGGAACCCACUGAGACGGAAGUAUUCCGGCAGAGGAGUGAUAAUAGUGUACCAAGCCCUCUCGACCAACAAUUUUCGACGAACAAUUUGCUCCGGCUCUGGUCUGUUUCUGUUCAUACCAGGCCAGAGUAUUUUUCAUGUCAAAAUGAAAAGAUAUCCGGUUAUAUAGUGUCUGUAGUGUACACUCAGCUUAAGUUAGCUACCACAGCAGUCUAAGAUAAAUCGAACCAUGAAAAAAAGCUUGCUCUAACUCAUUUUCCUUUCUCUGGUUAUUUUCAGACCCAUAUUUAAGCUUUGCUGCGUGGAUAGCUAUCUCCAUGGGAGCUGGACUUAUAUUAAGCAUAUUUGGAGGACGAGCUUACAUGGAGUAUAAAACGCGGAAAGGACGGAAAGAACUCAAGCAGCUAAUAGUAGAAUCCGGGGAUUAA